This is a messenger RNA of Pongo pygmaeus (Bornean orangutan), 2471 nucleotides long. Its product is annotated as heat shock protein HSP 90-beta-like. The record is from RefSeq and is a predicted model, not a curated record. Gene Ontology annotation, molecular function: ATP hydrolysis activity; ATP-dependent protein folding chaperone; ATP binding. Lineage: Eukaryota; Metazoa; Chordata; Mammalia; Primates; Hominidae. Gene Ontology annotation, biological process: protein folding.
GCGUUGGUGCUGCCUGGGUAUCAGAAAGCAAGCCCACGUUGCUCUCUAGUACGUGUAAGCCUUUUCUUUUCAAGAUGCCUGAGGAAGUGCACCAUGGAGAGGAGGAGGUGGAGACUUUUGCCUUUCAGGCAGAAAUUGCCCAACUCAUGUCCCUCAUCAUCAAUACCUUCUAUUCCAACAAGGAGAUUUUCCAUCAGGAGUUGAUCUCUAAUGCUUCUGAUGCCUUGGACAAGAUUCACUAUGAGAGCCUGACAGACCCUUCGAAGUUGGACAGUGGUAAAGAGCUGAAAAUUGACAUCAUCUCCAACCCUCAGGAAUGUACCCUGACUUUGGUAGACACAGGCAUUGGCAUGACCAAAGCUGAUCUCAUAAAUAAUUUGGGAACCAUUGCCAAGUCUGGUACUAAAACAUGCAUGGAGGCUCUUCAGGCUGGUGCAGACAUCUCCAUGAUUGGGCAGUUUGGUGUUGGCUUUUAUUCUGCCUACCUGGGGGCAGAGAAAGUCGUUGUGAUCACAAAGCAUAAUGAUGAUGAACAGUAUGCUUGGGAGUCUUCUGCUGGAGGUUCCUUCACUGUGCGUGCUGACCACGGUGAGCCCAUUGGCAGGGGUACCAAAGUAAUCCUCCAUCUUAAAGAAGAUCAGACAGAGUACUUAGAAGAGAGGCAGGUCAAAGAAGUAGUGAAGAAGCAUUCUCAGUUCAUAGGCUAUCCCAUCACCCUUUAUUUGGAGAAGGAACGAGAGAAGGAAAUUAGUGAUGAUGAGGCAGAGGAAGAGAAAGGUGAGAAAGAAGAGGAAGAUAAAGAUGAUGAAGAAAAGCCCAAGAUCGAAGAUGUGGGUUCAGAUGAGGAGGAUGACAGCGGUAAGGAUAAGAAGAAGAGAAUUAAGAAGAUCAAAGAGAAAUACAUUGAUCAGGAAGAACUAAACAAGACCAAGCCUAUUUGUACCAGAAACCCUGAUGACAUCACCCAAGAGGAGUAUGGAGAAUUCUACAAGAGCCUCACCAAUGACUGGGAAGACCACUUGGCAGUCAAGCACUUUUCUGUAGAAGGUCAGUUGGAAUUCAGGGCAUUGCUAUUCAUUCCUCGUCGGGCUCCGUUUGACCUUUUUGAGAACAAGAAGAAAAAGAACAACAUCAAACUGUAUGUCCACAGUGUGUUCAUCAUGGACAGCUGUGAUGAGUUGAUACCAGAGUAUCUCAAUUUUAUCUGUGGUGUGAUUGACUCUGAGGAUCUGCCCCUGAACAUCUCCCAAGAAAUGCACCAGCAGAGCAAAAUCUUGAAAGCCAUUCGCAAAAACAUUGUUAAGAAGUGCCUUGAGCUCUUCUCUGAGCUGGCAGGAGACAAGGAGAAUUAUAAGAAAUUCUAUGAGGCAUUCUCUAAAAAUCUCAAGCUUGGAAUCCACGAAGACUCCACUAACAGCCGCCGCCUGUCUGAGCUGCUGCGCUAUCACACCUCCCAGUCUGGAGAUGAGAUGACAUUUCUGUCAGAGUAUGUUUCUCGCAUGAAGGAGACACAGAAGCCCAUCUAUUACAUCACUGGUGAGAGCAAAGAGCAGGUGGCCAACUCAGCUUUUGUGGAGUGAGUGCGGAAACGGGGCUUCGAGGUGGUAUAUAUGACUGAGCCCAUUGACGAGUACUGUGUGCAGCAGCUCAAGGAGUUUGAUGGGAAGAGCCUGGUCUCAGUUACCAAAGAGGGUCUGGAGCUGCAUGAGGAUGAGGAGGAGAAGAAGAAGAUGGAAGAAAGCAAGGCAAAGUUUGAGAACCUCUGCAAGCUCAUGAAAGAAAUCUUAGAUAAGAAGGUUGAGAAGGUGACAAUCUCCAAUACUGUGUCUUCACCCUGCUGCAGCACCUACGGCUGGACAGCCAAUAUGGAGCGGAUCAUGAAAGCCCAGGCACUUCGGGACAGCUCCACCAUGGGCUUUAUGAUGGCCAAAAAGCACCUGGAGAUCAACCCCGACCACCCCAUCGUGGAGACGCUGUGGCAGAAGGCUGAGGCCGACAAGAAUGAUAAGGCAAUUAAGGACCUGGUGGUGCUGCUGUUUGAAACCGCCCUGCUAUCUUCUGGCUUUUCCCUUGAGGAUCCCCAGACCCACUCCAACCACAUCUACCACAUGAUCAAGCUAGGUCUAGGUAUUGAUGAAGAUGAAGUGGCAGCAGAGGAACCCAGUGCUGCAGUUCCUGAUGAGAUCCCCCCUCUUGAGGGUGAUGAGGAUGCGUCUCACAUGGAAGAAGUCGAUUAGUUUAGGAGUUCAUAGUUGGAAAACUUGUGCCCUUGUAUAGUGUCCCCAUGGCUCCCACUGCAGCCUCGAGUGCCCCGUCCCACCUGGCUCCCCCUGCUGGUGUCUAGUGUUUGUUUCUCUCUCCUGUCCUUGUGUUGAAGGCAGGAAACCAAGGGUGUCAAGCCCCAUUCCCUCUCUACUCUUGACAGCAGGAUUGGAUGUUGUGUAUUGUGGUGUAUUUUAUUUUCUUCAUUU